AUGUCCGAGCACACGUGGACUUCGGGUGACUUUGAACACCCAAAUGAGGAAUUACGGUGGUCUAUCAGUGUUGGACUUGUCUUUGCUUUUCUGCUCUCUACCGUUGCGGUGGGCCUCCGAUUCUUGGCGAGGCGAGUGGCUGGUGGUAGACUGUACCUGGAUGACUGGCUGAUGCUUGUUGCUCUGCUAUUCAAAUAUGGAUGCUCAAUCGGAGUCACUACGCUCCUCUACAACGGCCUAGGCUCCCAUAUCGAUACUAUCCCACCGAAGAACCUUGAAUGGUAUUUCAAGGUUGCAUGGGCCAAUAAUUUUGUUUAUCCAGGAUGCAUUGCUUUCAUCAAGCUAUCUAUUUUGGCGCUGUAUAAGCGGAUCUUUUCUACCAAGAAGAUGAACUACGCCGUCAACUUGAUGGCAUCAUUUGUUGUUGUCUGGAUGAUUGGUAACUUUAUUGCUGGUGCCAUCAACUGUCUACCAGUAGCCAAAUUCUGGGAUCGUUCACUCGAGGGAGCUUGCAUGGGUAUUGCACCUUUUUCAUACGGACAGCAGAUUCCAAAUAUUCUUUCGGAUGCUAUCAUUCUAGUUAUGCCUCUUAAAGUGGUCUGGACCCUGCCGAUUCCAAAAUCUCAAAAGAUGAUGCUUUCUGGAGUCUUUAUUGUCGGAGGCCUGACUCUGAUCUUUGACUGUGUCCGACUGUGGCGCAUGAUUAUCCUGUCACGUUCGGGUCCUGACAUUACGUAUAACCAAGCCCCCGUUGUCCUUUGGACCUGCGUUGAAGCGGCCGUUGGCAUUGUGGCUGCAUGUCUCCCCAACCUCAGACCCCUUUUCAAGAUUGGCCGACCUGGAUUCUGGUCCCAGCUUCGAUCCGGAAGCAAGGGAUCUGGGAAGUCUCAUUUAAAUACGACGACCACUACCACAACUACAACAUCCUCGACAAAUAUGAGUGUUCAGAAGGGCCCUCUUGGUUCUCACACGGCUGAAGAAGGCGUUGAAAUCCAUCGGUAUAGUGACAUUGUCCGCGAAAAAUGUUAA
This is a messenger RNA of Penicillium manginii, 1029 nucleotides long. RefSeq names its product putative integral membrane protein Pth11-like. The coding region runs from base 1 to 1029 and encodes 342 amino acids. The transcript is spliced from 6 exons. Lineage: Eukaryota; Fungi; Ascomycota; Eurotiomycetes; Eurotiales; Aspergillaceae. The record is from RefSeq and is a predicted model, not a curated record.